UUUUUAGUUGGAAUCACUGCUUUUGUGAUGCUUGUAUUUAUUUUUCAGAUAUUUAUUGGCAAACGGUAUUACAGUGACAGAAGCCACUGCUCCCAUUAAAAUUCCGACCCUCUGUACUCCCCAACUUCUUCUUCUACUCACAAGUCACAACCCUUCUCCUCUCACUAUAAUCCCUCAAAUCUCCGAUCCCAACUAACUUCCACCGGACUCGUUUCAGCCGUUGGAUGUCUCAGCAGAGCUUUAAGCUCAAACCGACAACCACAACCGCCUUUUUCCAGGUUAACAAAAACAAUCACUUCUUUGGAGCUCAACUGUUGGACCCUUCUCUUAAUUUGUAACAUAUAUUUCCCAGAUCUAAUCACUCACCGACACACAAUUUUCUUCCAUUUCACCUUAAAGCCCUCUUUGGACCUUUGCCUUUGGCUCCUUCACCUCUUUUCUCUCGUCUCAAUUUUACCCUCCAAAAACACUCGAAUUUACCAAAAUGCCUGCUUUCUGGUUCUUCUUCCUUUCGAUUUUCCUAUGCCUCAGCUACGUCUCUACGGCGGCGGAGCCGGUGACCUGCUCAGGGAUAGUGCCAAUGAAGUACCGUUACGAUAAGAUUUCGAUAGCGGAUUUCGGGGGCGUCGGUGACGGCGUCACGGUGAACACCAAGGCGUUUCGGGCGGCGAUAUAUCGGAUUCAGCAUUUGCACAGGAGAGGAGGCACGCUUCUUUACAUACCUCCUGGGGUGUACUUAACGGACAGCUUCAAUCUCACUAGCCACAUGACUCUCUACUUGGCUAGAGGUGCUGUUAUCAAAGCCACACAGGACACUAAGAAUUGGCGUUUAAUUGCUCCUUUGCCGUCUUAUGGAAGGGGGAGAGAACGCCCUGGAGGGAGAUAUGUGAGCUUCAUCCAUGGCGAUGGAGUUCAUGAUGUGGUUAUCACUGGUGAGAAUGGGACAAUUGAUGGCCAAGGAGAUGUGUGGUGGAACAUGUGGAGGCAAAGAACUCUUCAAUUCACCAGACCAAAUCUCAUUGAGUUCAUCAACUCUAAAAACAUUAUCAUUUCCAAUGUGAUUUUCCAGAACUCUCCAUUUUGGAAUAUUCACCCUGUUUAUUCCAGUAACAUUGUUGUCCGGUAUGUCACAAUAUUGGCUCCAGCUGACUCUCCCAACACCGAUGGAAUUGAUCCAGAUUCAAGCUCUAAUGUCUGCAUAGAGGAUUCGUACAUAUCUACUGGAGAUGAUCUUGUGGCUGUAAAGAGUGGAUGGGAUGAGUAUGGGAUUGCUUAUGGUCGCCCUAGUUCCGACAUUACCAUCCGUCGGAUCAGAGGAUCAUCCCCAUUUUCUGGAAUUGCAAUAGGAAGUGAAACCUCUGGUGGAGUGGAGAAUGUAUUUGCCGAACACAUAAACCUUUACAACGUGGGAGUUGGUAUCCAUAUAAAAACAAACAUCGGUAGGGGAGGCUUCAUAAGAAACAUAACAGUUUCAAAUGUGUUCAUGGAAAAGGCACGGAAGGGUAUAAAGAUUGCAGGAGAUGUUGGAGACCACCCUGAUGACAAAUUCAAUCCAAAUGCACUCCCAGUGGUAAAGGGCAUCACAUUAACAGACAUCUGGGGUAUACAAGUUCUGCAGGCAGGUCUCAUACAAGGCCUCAAGAACUCCCCUUUCACCGGAAUCUGUCUUUCCAACAUCAACCUCCAUGGCAUGACCGCAACAACAAGAACACCUCCAUGGAAGUGCUCAGAUGUCAGCGGGGCUGCUCAUCUGGUGAGCCCCAUCCAAUGCUCGGAGUUGACCAGUGCCCAACACGCAACUUCAUGCUCCAACUACUAAAACAAAGUCUGCAUAACUCUUCUAUAUCCUCCUCGAAACUUUUUUUUUUUUUUUUAUUUGUCAAUCACACGGUGUCCUCAAAGGCUUCCUAGGCCCAGAGACUAAUCCGUGCUCGGGAGAUCUUGUCAGAACGCUUCCUCCCCCCUGGCCACCAAGAAUAUAUUGGGAUUUAACUCCAAUAAGCGUCGGCGGGAUUCGAACCCGGGUGUGGGGGUUCCACACCUGGAGGCUCUUACCAACUCGACCACCUGUGGUGGUUAUCCUCCUCGAAACUUAAGAAGAAUCUGAGUUUUUAUCUUUCCUUCUGUAAUGCAAAAUGUAAUUUAAUGGUCUAGUGUCAUACUAGGCCUGGCAACGUGCGGAUACGGUGCGGGUUCUUAACGGGCCUACCCGGUAAAAACCCGUUAAGUUAACGGGUUUCGCGGGCUAGACCCGGCGGGUUUGUGGGUUUUCCGUUGGAACCCGUCAACAAAUUUUUUUUUUUUUUUUUUUUAAGCAAUUAGGACUUAUGUGUAUAAAUUUUUUUUUCUCAAAUCCGUUAAGACUUAUGUAAUUUUUGAUUCAUUUUUUGAUCAACUGUUAGAGAAAUAUAUUCAGAUCAAUUAAUAUAUACAUAUGUUGGUUGA
Rosa rugosa (rugosa rose) is the source of this 2445-nucleotide messenger RNA. RefSeq names its product probable polygalacturonase. The record is from RefSeq and is a predicted model, not a curated record. Bases 485 to 1819 code for a protein of 444 amino acids. The transcript has 6 exons. Gene Ontology annotation, molecular function: polygalacturonase activity. NCBI's taxonomy places the organism in Eukaryota, Viridiplantae, Streptophyta, Magnoliopsida, Rosales, Rosaceae. Gene Ontology annotation, biological process: carbohydrate metabolic process.